Sinocyclocheilus grahami is the source of this 1644-nucleotide messenger RNA. Its product is annotated as histone acetyltransferase type B catalytic subunit-like. Gene Ontology annotation, biological process: subtelomeric heterochromatin formation. The transcript is spliced from 12 exons. Gene Ontology annotation, molecular function: histone acetyltransferase activity; histone binding. Gene Ontology annotation, cellular component: nucleus. Lineage: Eukaryota; Metazoa; Chordata; Actinopteri; Cypriniformes; Cyprinidae. The record is from RefSeq and is a predicted model, not a curated record. Bases 86 to 1378 code for a protein of 430 amino acids.
CCAAUGGCCACGGCGAGCGGAAGCACGUGGGUAAACAGGAAGUGGUUUCGGCAUUUGGCGGGUUGAGAAGAGAAGACGUCCAAAAAUGGCGGCUGUGAAUGACAUGGAGAAGAAACUGGCGGAGUAUAAAUGCGACACUAAUGAAGCUGUAUGUCUGAAACUAGUGCGGUUUCCAGAGGAUCUAGAUGACGAAAGCACAACAUUUCACCCCGAGUACAGUCAUCAGCUGUUUGGAGAUGAUGAAGUGGCGUUUGGCUACAAAGGUCUUCAGAUCCAGCUGUACUACAGUGCAGGGAACCUGAGCUCCCUGUUCAAAGUCAAGUACACGGCCAGGGUCACAGACACGUUUGACUGUGUGGAGCCAGACGAUGUGGAGGGUAAGAUCAGAGAGAUCAUUCCUGCUGGUUUCUGCUGUAACACAGAUGACUUCAUCGUGGACACCUCGUGUCCAGGGUUCAGAGAGUACCAUGAGCGCUUGCAGACAUUUCUCAUGUGGUUCAUCGAGACGGCCAGUUUCAUCGAUGUGGAUGAUGAUCGCUGGGAUUUCUUCCUCGUCACAUUUCCUUGUGAACACCGCAUGGAUUUGAUCUGCUCUUCAUCGUUUCAGGUGGACACCUCGUGUCCAGGGUUCAGAGAGUACCAUGAGCGCUUGCAGACAUUUCUCAUGUGGUUCAUCGAGACGGCCAGUUUCAUCGAUGUGGAUGAUGAUCGCUGGGAUUUCUUCCUCGUAUUCGAGAAGUACAAUAAGGAUGGAGAGACCCUCUACGCGACGGUUGGCUACAUGACAGUGUAUAAUUACUACGUGUACCCAGACAAAACCAGACCACGUGUCAGCCAGAUGCUGAUCUUGCCACCAUUCCAGGGAGAAGGACACGGGGCUCAGCUCUUAGAGACAGUCCACCGAUACUACUGCACUUCUGCUAAAGUACAGGACAUCACAGCGGAGGACCCGUCUGAAAACUAUGUGAAGCUGAGAGAUUUUGUGCUGGUGAAGCUGUGCUUGACUCUGCCCUCCUUCUCCAGUGAGAAACUCUCUCAGGGCUUCAGUGAAGAGAUGGUGUCUGAGGCCAGAGAGAAACUCAAGAUCAACAAGAAACAUGCACGCCGUGUUUAUGAAAUCCUGCGUCUCAGAAACACAGACAUGAGCGAUGAAGAGAAAGCCAAAGAAUUUCGAUUGGAGGUGAAAAAAAGACUCUAUGGACCCUACAGAAAAAACCAGCGUGAGCUGACUAAGAUGCAGAAGUGUUUGAGGCCAGAGGAGCUGGCAUCCCAAAUCAGCCAGAUGGACACGAGACUGCAACACGAGGAGCUGGAGAAAAGCUACCAGGAUGUGCUGGCGGAGUAUCGCAGAGUCCUGGAGCGACUGGCUCAGGCCUGAACACACGGAGACUUCUGCAUAGUCCUGGAAAGACUGGCCCAGACACACACACACACACACACAAUAUCACACAUACUGUUCUAUUGCAUUGUACGUGACACAUCUGCAUUUGUUACUUGUGAUAGACAGAUGAUGGGCAGUUAUUCACACAAGAGAAGAGUGCAUUGGUCUACUGUGAAGAUGAACGCUGAAGAUUUGAGUUGAUAUUGUUAGUUUUUUCAUGAAACAUUCUCCUUAAAAUGUAAAAAAUGUAGAUUUUGAAGCAC